GUAUGUGAGAUAGAGGGGGUUAUGUAGGUGUGUACAUGAGGCUGAGGUUGGUCAGGAGAGAAUGUUUCUGUGAGAGAACACAAAGAUAAGAUGACGUUGAUGAUUUUUUUUAUUCUUGUAUGAAUGAUUAAAUAUCACAGUCAUAUACAAAAUACAGCAGCAGAUAUGAAUCCAUUAAUAUUUAUGUCUUUGUUUAUUCAUAGGUCUCUGUGUCUCACACUCACACAGAGACUUUCUGAUGAUGAACAAGAAUAAAAUGGCUGAAAGGUUCCUCACUCACGCUCUUGAGAUCAUCUACCUGCUGACUGGGGAGGAAUACACCAUUGUGAAGAAGAAGAAUUCCCAUCUUGGCACCAUUCACCAGCUGACCAGAGAGGUCCCUAUAAAGUGCGAUGAUGUCGCCAUCUAUUUCUCGUUUGAGGAGUGGGAGUAUAUAGAGGAACACAAGGAAUUUUAUAAGGAUGCCAUAUUGGAUACUCACCAGACGUGCACAAAGCUGGGGUACACAGAUUGCAGGAGCUCAGCAGAUCUGUAUAAUGAAGGUCGCGGCUCAGUGAGUGAAGCGGAUGAGACAGAACAAGGUGAUAAUAAUAUUAAUCAGGUGGAAAUCCAUUCAGACCUGAGUGCAGGUGACAUUAACCCUGAAAUUGUGUUAACUUUGCAAACUCCAAAGGAUGAAAGUGAGAUGCGCCAGAUAGAAGCUCCAGACCAGCAAAUCUCUGACAAUUCCAGCUCCGGUGAAGCCGUGGUAAUGGUUGAGGAAAAGGAAGAUCUGUGUGUGGAGAGUCAAGUGGUUGCUGAGGAUCCGGAGCUCUGCCGUGAUAUAAAGACAGAACUCUCCUUGCCAUUGGGGGAAGCCGUGAACAACAAUCUUAUGUUUGAAGAAGCCAACAUGGUAGCCCAUUCGUCUGCCGGGACAGUGAGUGAUAAUCUCAUCCUACCUCAAUGGCUACAAGAGCCCUAUUCAGGAAUACAUCGUAAGACAACACUCCCCCUCAGGAAAGGGGCUGCAAAGAUGUCAAAAAAGGUGUCUCACACCAAUCCCCAGGCAACACCUGGAGAAGAAAAGCUGUAUCUGUGUAAUGAGUGUGGGAAACAGUUUAACUUUAACAGUCAUCUAAUUCGUCAUCAGAUUGUGCACACUGGGAAAAAGCCGCAUGUUUGUAACAUCUGUGGGAGGCACUAUGGUCAUAAAGGUGACCUCAUUAUACACCAAAGAAUACACACAGGGGAAAGACUUUUUACGUGCAAUGAAUGCGGCAAACACUUUGCUAAGAAAUUUAGUUUUGUCGCACAUCAAUUAUCGCACACAGGGGAGAAGCCGUUUGGGUGUGACGUUUGUGGGAAGCAGUUUGCAUCCAAACAAUACCUUAUUAUACAUCAGCGAUCACACACAGGGGAGAGACCUCAUCGGUGCAAUGAUUGCGGCAAGCACUUCAUUUCCAAAACGACUCUCGCUGCACAUCUGAGAUCCCAUAUGGGGGAGAAACCUUAUGAGUGCAGUGAAUGUGGGAAACAUUUUGUAUCAAAAACUAAUCUCAUUGCCCAUCAGAGAACCCAUACGGGGGAGAGACCUCAUAAAUGCGUUGAAUGUGGGAAGCAAUUCAAUACCAGAUAUCAUCUUUUAAGACAUCAGAGAAUACAUGCUAGAGAGAAGGAAACAUAUAUGUCAAAUGAUCAGUACCAAAUAUCCUCUCAAAAAACAUUAGAGGAUACAUAUGACACAGGAGUAGCUUAUAUGCAAAAUUAUCAGUACCAGGUAUCAUCUCAUAACACAUCUGAUGAUACAUGUGAGAGAGUAGAAUCUUAUAUGCAAAAUGAUCUGUGCCAGCUAUUCUCUUAUAAGACAGAGUAUACUUGUGAGACAGAAGGAGUAACUUAUAUUCAAAAUGAUCAGUACCGGGUAUCCUCUUGUAACACAUCACAUGAUGCACAUCAGAGAGGAGUAACUUAUAUGCAAAAUGAUAGAAUGUAAAACUAAUGUAUCUAUUUUGUAAUGUAAUAAACUUGACCAUGUCAAGUUAAAGAUUAUUUAAAAUCUGCUGGUUUUGUUGAUAAAGAAUUUAUAUGUUUUACACUGAAGGAAGAAAAAUAACUAUUUAUUAAUAAAGAUGAGGUAUUUGUACCCUAAACAAUUUAUAAUAAAAACACAUUUGCACUGUGGAUAA
Molecule: messenger RNA, 2168 nt
Organism: Bombina bombina (fire-bellied toad)
Lineage: Eukaryota; Metazoa; Chordata; Amphibia; Anura; Bombinatoridae
Product: zinc finger protein 436
Exons: 7
Coding region: 239-1975 (578 amino acids)
Biological process (GO): regulation of transcription by RNA polymerase II
Molecular function (GO): RNA polymerase II cis-regulatory region sequence-specific DNA binding; DNA-binding transcription factor activity
Source: RefSeq, a predicted model, not a curated record